CUUUAGUUUAAAGCAUAUUUAAAUGUUUUAACAAAUAAAGGUUUUGACUGCGGAAGGAUCUGGUCAUGUGACGUGCCGUAAACGUCACGCCCCUGGGUUUGUAUAAAUACAGUUUCAUUCGCAUUCAACGACAGAUUUUCUUUGAAGCAGAGGACGUGUAUAUUUUCAGAAGCAAUUUCAGUUUCACGAUCAACAAGCUUGUUAAAAGAUGCAGAUCUUUGUCAAGACCCUAACUGGUAAGACCAUCACCCUUGAGGUCGAGCCAAGCGACACCAUUGAAAAUGUGAAGGCCAAGAUCCAGGACAAAGAAGGCAUUCCCCCUGACCAGCAGAGAUUGAUCUUUGCUGGCAAACAGCUGGAAGAUGGUCGUACCCUGUCUGACUACAACAUCCAGAAAGAGUCUACCUUGCAUCUGGUGCUGCGUCUCAGGGGAGGCAUGCAGAUCUUCGUCAAGACCUUGACGGGCAAGACCAUCACCCUUGAGGUCGAGCCAAGUGACACCAUUGAGAAUGUGAAGGCAAAGAUCCAGGACAAAGAAGGCAUUCCCCCUGACCAGCAGAGGUUGAUCUUUGCUGGCAAACAGCUGGAAGAUGGUCGCACACUGUCCGACUACAACAUCCAGAAAGAGUCUACCUUGCAUCUGGUGCUGCGUCUCAGGGGAGGCAUGCAGAUUUUCGUCAAGACCUUGACAGGCAAGACCAUCACGCUCGAGGUAGAGCCAAGCGACACCAUUGAGAACGUCAAGGCAAAGAUCCAGGACAAAGAAGGCAUUCCCCCUGACCAGCAGAGGUUGAUCUUUGCUGGCAAACAGCUGGAAGAUGGUCGCACACUGUCCGACUACAACAUCCAGAAAGAGUCUACCUUGCAUCUGGUUUUGCGUCUCAGGGGAGGCAUGCAGAUCUUCGUCAAGACCUUGACGGGCAAGACCAUCACCCUUGAGGUCGAGCCAAGUGACACCAUUGAGAAUGUGAAGGCAAAGAUCCAGGACAAAGAAGGCAUUCCCCCUGACCAGCAGAGGUUGAUCUUUGCCGGCAAACAGCUGGAAGAUGGUCGCACACUGUCCGACUACAACAUCCAGAAAGAGUCUACCUUGCAUCUGGUUCUGCGUCUCAGGGGAGGCAUGCAGAUCUUUGUCAAGACCUUGACAGGCAAGACCAUCACGCUCGAGGUAGAGCCAAGCGACACCAUUGAGAACGUCAAGGCAAAGAUCCAGGACAAAGAAGGCAUUCCCCCUGACCAGCAGAGGUUGAUCUUUGCCGGCAAACAGCUGGAAGAUGGUCGCACACUGUCCGACUACAACAUCCAGAAAGAGUCUACCUUGCAUCUGGUUUUGCGUCUCAGGGGAGGCAUGCAGAUCUUCGUCAAGACCUUGACGGGCAAGACCAUCACCCUUGAGGUCGAGCCAAGUGACACCAUUGAGAAUGUGAAGGCAAAGAUCCAGGACAAAGAAGGCAUUCCCCCUGACCAGCAGAGGUUGAUCUUUGCUGGCAAACAGCUGGAAGAUGGUCGCACACUGUCCGACUACAACAUCCAGAAAGAGUCUACCUUGCAUCUGGUGCUGCGUCUCAGGGGAGGCAUGCAGAUCUUCGUCAAGACCUUGACAGGCAAGACCAUCACGCUCGAGGUAGAGCCAAGCGACACCAUUGAGAACGUCAAGGCAAAGAUCCAGGACAAAGAAGGCAUUCCCCCUGACCAGCAGAGGUUGAUCUUUGCUGGCAAACAGCUGGAAGAUGGUCGCACACUGUCCGACUACAACAUCCAGAAAGAGUCUACCUUGCAUCUGGUUCUGCGUCUCAGGGGAGGCAUGCAGAUCUUCGUCAAGACCUUGACGGGCAAGACCAUCACCCUUGAGGUCGAGCCAAGUGACACCAUUGAGAAUGUGAAGGCAAAGAUCCAGGACAAAGAAGGCAUUCCCCCUGACCAGCAGAGGUUGAUCUUUGCCGGCAAACAGCUGGAAGAUGGUCGCACACUGUCCGACUACAACAUCCAGAAAGAGUCUACCUUGCAUCUGGUGCUGCGUCUCAGAGGAGGUUCAGAUGUUUAAACUGACAGUCUCAAGGAUGAACAUUUAAUUCUUUCAGUAAUCCCCAUGCACUCACCACUUUUCUCCUAUUCUCUCCAUACUUUAACUGAAUCCUAUUACAUUUAUUAGUUUUUUAUUUUUUAUUUUUUUCCACCUGUUUUUUAUUUUUAUUUUUUUAUCUUGAGAUGACAAAAUAAAAGCAUUGAAAUGUAA
This is a messenger RNA of Ctenopharyngodon idella (grass carp), 2236 nucleotides long. RefSeq names its product ubiquitin B (gene ubb). The record is from RefSeq and is a predicted model, not a curated record. The coding region runs from base 209 to 2044 and encodes 611 amino acids. Lineage: Eukaryota; Metazoa; Chordata; Actinopteri; Cypriniformes; Xenocyprididae. Gene Ontology annotation, molecular function: protein tag activity; ubiquitin protein ligase binding. Gene Ontology annotation, biological process: protein ubiquitination; modification-dependent protein catabolic process. Gene Ontology annotation, cellular component: cytoplasm; nucleus. The transcript is spliced from 2 exons.